Messenger RNA from Oncorhynchus gorbuscha (pink salmon), 3030 nucleotides. RefSeq names its product LHFPL tetraspan subfamily member 2a protein-like. The transcript has 4 exons. Bases 882 to 1655 code for a protein of 257 amino acids. Gene Ontology annotation, cellular component: membrane. Lineage: Eukaryota; Metazoa; Chordata; Actinopteri; Salmoniformes; Salmonidae. The record is from RefSeq and is a predicted model, not a curated record.
GAGAGAGAGAGAGAGAGAGAGAGAGAGAGAGAGAUUACACGGUAACACGAGAAUAACGUCACUCGCUCUCAGAUGUAAGCAGACUGGUCGGGAGAAAACCGCUUGCGCCUCACUCAUUCGUGGUCGAAGAGAGAAAGCGUGGGGUAGAAAUAGACUUGGACCAAGGAAUCGUGUGGGUAGAGGCAGCACACGGCAUUAUCCACAAAGAAACGUGUAACGCAAAAAUAGUGGUUUUAAAAAGUUAUUUCCGCAAGUUGGAUUUUUUUUUAUUGAAAAGCGCCCAUAUUCAUCGCUGGACGUUUUGCAAAACGUGGAAAACCUACCCGUUCUGAAGACAAGACUUGCAUAACCAGGUCUGAAGUGAACUUGACUCUGGCUCGUCCUCAAGACUCCACACAAAAGGUGUGUAGUUGGUGAGAAGCCAGCUGGCUGGCCCUGGAGACACGCCUUCACUACGAUGUAGAGUCCAGAAGAGAGAGAACGAGAGAGAGAGAGAGAGAAAGACGAAAGCGAUACUGUUUACUCGCUACGCACAAGACGGGAUAGAGAGCAAGUGAAAGAGGGUGAGUAAGACAGUGGGAAGGACGGAAAGAAAAGAACGAGUGACCAAGCAGAAAGAAGGAACAAGAACCACAUCAGGAGGAGAUAAGAGCAGAGAAAGAGAGGGACACGGUGAAUCAUUGACCUCAGGCCCUGCCUCCAAACCAGCCUCUCCCGCCCUCCUCCUCCUCCUCCUCCUUCCCUGCGUUGGAACUGUUCACUCUCUACCUCUUUCACAACAGGAACCCAUUCUUUGCUCUCUCCCUCCACCCGUUCCGCUCUUCCUGAAGUCCCAUGAGGACUUGAGCCUUCACCUUUGACCCCACCUGUGUGACCCCUGGAUGACAGUCCACCUCUCCCGGAAUCAACCCCGUCGAACUUCACUGAACAGACAACACCAGGAACACUUCAGAAGCACUGCAAACGUCAACACCACCAUGUGUCACGUGAUCGUGACCUGUCGCUCCAUGCUGUGGACUCUACUCAGCAUCGUGGUCGCUUUCGGCGAGCUCAUCGCCUUCAUGAGCACCGAUUGGCUGGUGGGUUCCCCCCGGACACCGGACGCCGUCUUCAGCCCUCACGGCGCCACUGCAGCCGGCGAGGCCUACCGGCCCACCCUGGGCAUCUACGGCCGCUGCAUCAAGCUGCCCCACCUGCAGCGUGGCGUGCUGUGCGGGCCGUACGCCGCGCACUUUGGGGAGAUCGCCAGCGGGUUCUGGCAGGCGGCGGCCAUCUUCCUGGCGGCGGGCAUCCUGCUGCUGUGUGCCGUGGCCUUCAUCUCCGUCUUCACCAUGUGCUUCCAGAGCAUCAUGAAGAAGAGCAUCUUCAACGUGUGUGGACUGCUGCAGGCCAUCGCAGGUCUGUUUCUGAUCCUGGGUCUGAUGCUAUACCCUGCAGGCUGGGGUUCAGACAAGGUGCAGCUGUACUGUGGUCAGGACGCGGCUCCCUACCGGUCGGGGCUGUGCACCAUGGGCUGGGCCUUCUACACAGCCAUGGGGGGCACCGUGCUCACCUUCGUCUGUGCUGUGUUCUCCGCCCAGGCCGAGAUUGCCACGUCCUCGGACAAGGUGCAGGAGGAGAUUGAGGAGGGCAAGAGCCUUAUCUGCCUGCUCUGAGGCUGACGAGGAGGAAUGUCACGUCCUACCCCCCUCGUCUCCACUCUGGGGCCCAGCUGUCAAUCAAAUGGAGUCCCCCCCCCACCCCAAUAUUGUUUACCACUAAGACUGACUCUCUGACCUUUGACCCUGUAUUGUUGUUAUUGUUGAUGUGGGAGAAUUCUACAGUGCCAAGCUUUUCACUAACGUGUGUUUCAGUGCAUUUCCUCUCUCCGCCACCAGAGGUGCUGUCUGUCUGUGUUCUGUGUGUUAUUAUUUGUAAUGUGUGCCAGUACCAGCUACCCUGACACCAGUAAGUUUGUAUUGUAAAUAAGUGUGCAUAUACUGUACAUAGUGAUGAUGAUGAUGAUGAUGAUCUGAGAAUGGUGGUCCUCUCAGCUCUGUUCAGGCUGUGUUUUAAAUGAUGUCACUCUCGCCUUGAAUCCCGGCGCGAUGAUGUCACGACCUGAAGUUCCGCCUACCUGGUGCUAGUCAACUGCAAUAACUUAAAAUCCCAGAUAGAAGUUGCCCCUGGCUACAGAUCUAGGAUCAGAUUUCCCAACCCCAAAUCAUAACCUGAACCAAAUGGGGAGGAGCAAAUAACAUCUGACCCUGGACCAGCGGUUAGAGGGAACUUCUGCCAGCGCCAACUUAAGCCAGGUGUGAGUACAUUUACAAGGGAACCAAUGGGACGGUCCAGUAAACUACUCUCAGACAUGGCCUUAGUUCAGCAUGGAAUCGUGAUGUCCUUAAAGCUUACAGAAUGUACUGUCAAGUGAAAUGACCAAACGUAUGUCUUCUUGGACCCUUGAAAUGUAUUGAUGGGAUGGACACCUACACCAGCCCAGCCAUGGUUCACAUGGACUGCACGAGCUUGCUAAGAGAGAGCUGUGGUGUGUUUGUUAUUGUGUGUGAGAGACUGUGCUUGGUUCCUUGUUCAAAUAUUGAGAUGGUUUUGCCUGGACCGUCCCCAUCUCCGAUGAUCCUAGCCUGGUCUCAUUGAGGUCCUCCUCAGCCGACUCCCUAUAAUCUAUGGACAAAAGACUUGGACAACAACACACAAGUAUUCAUAGGAGAGCGUCUUGUUUCAGGGAGGACUCUUAUUCCGGCGACGCCAAGGGAGGACUGUUAUUCCGGCAACACCAGCCACAGCGCUGGAGAGAAACAGUUGAAACGUGUGCUGUUGAAUGGUCAUCCCACUUUCCCAGCACCUCGGUCUGUCUCUGCCAAACCAAUAAAAUCAGAAAGAGGAAGACAAGGUGUCCUGAGUUUUUCUCCAGCAAAGUUCAUAUCUGUGGGGCUCUUUAAUGUAAUGUGUGGAAGGAUGGGUGAGGGAGGGAAAUAAGUCUUCACUCACUAUCGCCAGCUAUAACCUAAACCUCACCACACUCCAGAC